This is a messenger RNA of Populus nigra (black poplar), 2686 nucleotides long. Its product is annotated as auxin response factor 18-like. The transcript is spliced from 4 exons. Gene Ontology annotation, biological process: regulation of DNA-templated transcription; response to hormone. Lineage: Eukaryota; Viridiplantae; Streptophyta; Magnoliopsida; Malpighiales; Salicaceae. Gene Ontology annotation, molecular function: protein binding; DNA binding. The record is from RefSeq and is a predicted model, not a curated record. The coding region runs from base 404 to 2530 and encodes 708 amino acids. Gene Ontology annotation, cellular component: nucleus.
GUAGAAAAUUAGCAAAGGGGAGAAAAGAGGGGGGGAAAUCACAGAGAGAUGAUGAUUCAUUUUCACCUGAAGAUUGGGUAUGAUGGUGGACUCUUGUGAUCCAAAACACAUAAUUUAAAAGCCACCCAAUCUCUUUCUCCUCCUCGAGAAAACCCAUAAAACAAUUACUAUCUCUUUCCCCUUUGUUUUUUUCUCUUGUCAAAUCCUUCCCUGCGAGUCUGGUCGGCAGAAGCAAGCUCACAAGCACACUCUUAAAAGCCCAUUAACAAGCUCCCUUCCUUCAUAUCCUUACACUUGCUUACUCAAUUCUUACUAAGAUCUCUACCCUUUGAAUAGUUUUGUAACUUUUGUGUUUUGUAAAGCUAAGGUUUGUGCUUUACUCUGUUUCUCCCUGACAGAAUUUAUGUUUGAAGCAAAACUUAGAGACGGUUAUACCCAGGUUCUUCAAAUCCCAAAACUACAUAGUGGUCCAAUGAUUAGGGAGUUUCAAGUUAUGAAUCCCCCCAAGGAACAAAUGAGAGUGGCAGAAAAAUGUUUAGAUUCACAAUUAUGGCAUGCUUGUGCUGGUAGCAUGGUUCAAAUGCCAGCAGUUAACUCGAAAGUUUUCUAUUUUCCUCAGGGUCAUGCUGAACAUGCUCAGGGGAGUGUGGAUUUUGGUCAUUUUCAGAUUCCUGCACUAAUCCCUUGUAAGGUAUCGGCUAUUAAGUACAUGGCAGAACCUGAAACUGAUGAGGUUUAUGCCAAAAUUAGGCUAACCCCAUCCAGUAAUAGUGAUUUAAUGUUUGGAGAUGGUUGUGGUGAAGAUAGUGAUGAUAGGUCGCCUAACGGGAUUGAGUCUCAAGAGAAGCCUGCUUCUUUUGCCAAGACAUUGACUCAGUCUGAUGCUAAUAAUGGUGGUGGGUUCUCUGUGCCACGUUAUUGCGCUGAGACUAUAUUUCCAAGAUUGGAUUACACCGCUGAGCCUCCUGUGCAGACCAUUCUUGCCAAGGAUGUGCACGGAGAGACUUGGAAAUUUAGGCAUAUUUACAGAGGGACGCCUCGUCGCCAUUUGUUGACAACUGGAUGGAGUAAUUUUGUGAAUCAAAAGAAGCUUGUGGCUGGGGACUCUAUUGUGUUUUUGAGAGCAGAGAAUGGGGACCUUUGUGUUGGAAUUAGACGUGCUAAGAGAGGGAUCGGUGGUGGAAAUGAAUGCUCAUCGGGGUGGAAUUCAUUUGGGGGCUAUUCUGGAUUUUUGAGGGAAGAUGAGAGUAAAUUGACGAGGAGGAAUGGUAAUGGGGAUAUGAAGGGGAAAGUGAAGCCCGAGUCUGUUAUUGAAGCUGCAUCUCUUGCAGCCAAUGGGCAGCCUUUUGAAGUUGUCUAUUAUCCAAGAGCGAGUACUCCAGAAUUUUGUGUAAGGGCCUCAGCUGUGAGGACUGCAAUGCAUAUUCAGUGGUGUCCAGGGAUGAGGUUCAAAAUGGCAUUUGAGACCGAGGAUUCGUCUCGGAUUAGCUGGUUCAUGGGAACUAUAUCUUCUGUUCAGUUUGCUGACCCCAUCCGCUGGCCAAAUUCUCCAUGGCGACUUCUACAGGUAGCAUGGGAUGAGCCAGAUCUACUGCAGAAUGUGAAGCGCGUUAGCCCAUGGUUGGCUGAACUGGUAUCAAACAUGCCAGCCAUUCAUCUCUCACCCUUCUCACCUCCAAGAAAGAAGUUGAGACUUCCACAACCCCCGGACUUUCCCUUACUCGGUCAAAUUCCAAUGCCAUCAUUUACCGGCAUCCCGCUUAGGUCGAACAGUCCCUUAUGCUGUGUCUCAGAUAACAUUCCUGCAGGCAUACAGGGAGCCAGGCAUGCACAAUUUGAACUAUCUUCAUCAGAUCUCCACUUCAACAAACUGCGGUCAGGACUGUUCCCAGUUGAUUUCCAGCGACGUGUUCAUGCUGCCUCGCCUUCUAGGAUCUCCAGUAGUAACUUCAUGGGCAAUACUAAAAAAAGUGAGAAUAUUUCUUGCUUGCUGACAAUGGGAAAUUCCUCACAGAGUUUGAAGGAAAGCAGUGAAACAAAGACACCCCACUUUGUACUGUUUGGUCAGCUUAUUGUUACCGAUCAGCAGAGUUCUCAAAGCUACUCUGGUGAUACAAAUGCAAACAGUUCAUCAGAUGGAAAUCUAGGGAAGGCCAGCUCUGAUGGGUCUGGUUCUGCAUUACAACAGAAUGGUCCGAUGGAAAAUUCUUCAGAUGAGAGGUCUACUUGGUACAAGGAUCACCAAAAAACUGAUCUUGGCCUGGAGACUGAUCAUUGCAAGGUGUUCAUGGAAUCAGAGGAUAUUGGUCGAACCCUAGACCUAGCAGUCCUUGGUUCGUAUGAAGAGCUGCACAGAAAGUUGGCUAGUAUGUUUGGCAUUGAGAGUUCAGAGAUGCUGAGCAAUGUGCUUUACCGGGAUGCAGCUGGCACCACCAAACGUGCUGGAGAUGAGCCCUUUAGUGAGUUUUUGAAGACAGCAAGAAGGUUAACAAUUCUUUCAUAUGCAAGUAGAGACAACUUCGGAAGGUAGACAAUGAGGAACUUCCAUCGAAUUGUACAGUUAGCAAGUCAUUUGUUUUGAUUGUAACUUUUCACGUAUUUUGUCUAUCGGGAGUUGUGGGAUAAGUCCACUCCAUCCACUUUUGGGAUAUGCUUUAACUUUCCAAUGAAAUGACUUUUAUGUUCA